GUUUUUAAAAUGGGUAGUUCGCGAAGACGUUUAUGUUCCGGACGAAAAAGUCGACGACGAUUGAGGAAAUUUUAUAUAAAUAAGCAAUUUCCUGAAAGUGGUGAAAACAGAAAAGACAUAGAGCAGGAUUUCACUUACUGUAUAUUAGACAAGAGUGAAAAAAUCUUAGCAGAACCAGCCGUAGCUACAGCUUCUAGAGCCGAGAUAAGAAUGAGUCCCAGCAAACGUCCUAGGCCAAGGAAAAGGAGAGCAAUUGCACUAAGGAACUUAAGAAGCAAAAAAGCUACUUUAAACAAAAGUUUUCCAUCAAAUAAUUCAUUACAUCAAGGAUCAGUAGAAACAUCUACUUUACCUAGUUGUAGUGUCGAUUCUCACAGUGUACCCGUCGAAAUUGAUCCAACGGAUUGCAUAACGGGGAAACUUUAUUGUAGAUUAUGCUUUAAGUUCGUUUCUCGAACCCAGCUCGUAUGUCUUGGACCGUUUCACGAUAAAAUGUAUCCAGUAAGGAGUGAUGACUUCAAACGAAAUAAAAUUCUACAGAGUAAUAUGUACAUCAAGAUGAUCGAUGCGUUGAUGCCGGAAUUUGACCACGACAUAAUCGAAAAUCCCGUAAUGUGCUCCUAUUGUAGCGCAAAACUCGAAAAGGCUUUCAAUUUCUUGGAAAUGUGCAUGAACAACCAAAAGCUCAUUAAACAAUACAAAGAAAGUUUCUGCCUAAACGGUGAAAGUGUAACUUUUGAGGAAAUUACUCUGGUACGUCGGUUCCAAAAAAGAGACCCGCUAGUCAAGAAGCGCGGGAUUGUUCUAAAGUGCAAGAUAAAGUAAUAAAAGUAACAGCGCCCGAUAACCAAGAUUAUGAUCGUCCCGAUACAGUUUCUGUAAACGAUAUAAAUUCAGAAGUCGAAGAAAAAUUUGAUAUAUCUACGUCAGACUUGAGCAAUAUUAAAGAAGAACCCAUCAACGAACAUCCGAUAACUUCGAAUCGAUCCAGUGAAUUUCCGCUUCAAUCAGAUACAGAAAUACUGACAACUCAUGUUAAGACUGAAUCCGAUACCAGCCCGAAUGAUGCGAAUCCAGAUAAUUGUUACCUGUACCGUGCUCCCGGUAAUUAUAACUCGUGCGGCAUUUUAGAAAAUACAAAUAUAAGUACAGAUACCGUUAAAAAUGAAAUUGUAUUAAAGACUGAAUCAACUUCACAUAUUUUUAUCAGUGAUACCAUCGUUUUUGACGAAACAGGUGCUGUGGAGAGAUCAGUAAUUCAUUCUUUGUCCAAAUCUGAUUAUCCUUCUCAAUAAACAAGUAAUUGAAGCUGCGGUAUAUCUGGUUCUGGACAUGUUAGCCUUCAAACUCUUGCUAUAUAUCAUUUAGCAUCUACAGGUGUUUCAGGUCAAUGGGAAAUUUUCACAAAUAUCAGUUUUGUAUGAUAACUUUCACCUAAGUAAUUAACAACGUUUUUAUUGUUGAUUAUUGAAUCUAAUUCAUUGAAAUAGUCACAGAAAUAAUUACCUUUAUACACCAGAAAUUGGAGUACACUCUUGGAAUCAAAUCUCACGUACGAGAUCAUUAAUUCAAAACUAAAUUUAUAUUUUAGCCAUUGCAAUGGGUGAUUUGUAGGUAAGCACGUUAUCGUGACCUAAAAGCACUUUCUUACUUAGUAAGUGAGGCUAUUUCACUUUGAUUUUCUCUCCAAAGUUGUUGUGCCUUCGUUCUGUUUAUUGUUUUUGCUUUUUUCUAAUGACCAAUAUAAAUCUUUCUCAGUAUUUUUUAAACAUAUUGUAGCAAUACUGACCUACCGAAAUUAAUGUUGGUGAUCAGUAUUGUCCUCUUCUUCCCUUUCUUAGGACUUUAGUGUUACAAUGCAUUAUAACAUAGGAUAUAACAUAUCCUAGUUUUCUAAAUAGUCCAGACGCGAUCUUUUUUGAAUUCGAUAUUUUCCAUGGAAGUCAAUUUUUUUUGCUGGAAUCACUUCAGGAUAUAUCUUGUAUCAAUAAUCACGAUAUGCAUCAGUCUCAAACGUGCUUAAUUUUUAAUUUAACAAAAUUUUAACUUAACUUAAACUUUUUAUAUAAAAUGUUUGCGUGAUAAAGUGAAUCAGUGAGUUCAAAAUCACAAAGUGCUCCAAAAAUUGUAUUUACUCGGCUUCCUGUCAUCCGAUUUUGAUAUAUAUUUUAAUCCAUGUCGUGGACGACAAGACAAAAAUUUGUAAUAAACCAUUCAAUAUGCCAUUAAAUAUUCGCAUUUUCUUUC
Molecule: messenger RNA, 2247 nt
Organism: Diabrotica balteata
Lineage: Eukaryota; Metazoa; Arthropoda; Insecta; Coleoptera; Chrysomelidae
Source: the annotation of a GenBank genome assembly